Molecule: messenger RNA, 765 nt
Organism: Rotaria sp. Silwood2
Lineage: Eukaryota; Metazoa; Rotifera; Eurotatoria; Philodinida; Philodinidae
Source: the annotation of a GenBank genome assembly
AUGUCUCUCAUCAAGUCAAGUAAAGGAAACGAUCGACUUCUUCUGGAUGGCUUCCGUUAUCGCCGAGAGAGGACAGUAUGGCGUUGUGUAAAGGACAAGUGUAAAGGUCGUGCUCGUUCUGAUGGAAAUACGUUUAAAAUGUACCAAGAUCGUGUAUGUCAGGCGUCAGAUCCGGACGAAAUUGAGAAAGCUUUAUUUAAUUAUGAAAUUAGGACGAAAGCCGCAGAAUGUCAUGCUUCGCCAAGAUUAAUAAUACACGAAGCUCGAUUUAAACUAUCUUCAGAUGCUGCUAUUACUAAUCCUCAAUACAAUGCAUCACAACGUGUUAUUCAACGUAUUCGACGAGAUGAAAAUAUUCCAUCAGAACCUAAAACAUUCGCCGAUAUUGUCAUCGUAUUAAAUUUUCAAAUUACUAUUACGAAUGAAAAAUUUAUUUUAUAUGAUAAUAAUGAUGAUAAUCGUCGAUUAUUGAUAUUUGCUAGCAAAGAACAAUUGGGUUUUUUAAAUCAAUGUGAGAGUUGGCAUUGUGAUGGUACAUUUGCUGUUGCUCCUAAAAUGUUUGAACAAAUGUAUUCCGUCCAUGGUUCAAUACGUGGAAAAAGUUUACCAUUGGAACUACAUUUGAAAAAAGAAUUUCUUGAAAAUGAUGUUAGUCGUCGAACAAUGAAAAAUUUAGCUGCUCUUUCAUUCAUUCCACCACAAAAUGUUAUUGAAGAAUUCGUUCGAAUAAAAGAAAAUGCAUCAGAUGUAUUAGAUGGUAAAUAA